Messenger RNA from Sesamum indicum (sesame), 1399 nucleotides. It is a transcript of the gene TTG1, whose product is annotated as Transducin/WD40 repeat-like superfamily protein. NCBI's taxonomy places the organism in Eukaryota, Viridiplantae, Streptophyta, Magnoliopsida, Lamiales, Pedaliaceae. The record is from RefSeq and is a predicted model, not a curated record. Gene Ontology annotation, molecular function: protein binding.
CCAUCUUCAACCACGCAGACGCCAGCCAAGAGCCUACCCACCUCCCCCACCCCCACCAAUCCAUUACACAACAUCACUACCACACUUUCAAUUGAAUAAAUCAUCCCAACUCCAACCCAAUUUAAUCAAAUCCUAUUUCCUAUCAAAUUCUGCAAUUUUCAAUGGAUAAUUCAACCCAAGAAUCCCAUCCCCGUCCAGAAAAUGUGGUGACUUUCGACUCCCCUUACCAAAUCUACGCCAUGGCCAUCUCCGCCGCCAAUCGCCGCCGCAUUGCUGUCGGCAGCUUCAUCGAGGAACUCAACAACCGCGUCGAUAUCCUCUCCUUCUCCGAAGAUUCUUCCUCCCUCAACUCCAUCCCCUCUCUCUCCUUCGAUCACCCUUACCCUCCUACCAAAUUACUCUUUCACCCAUCCCCCUCUGCCCCUAGGAACCUCCUUGCUUCCUCUGGCGACUUCCUCCGCCUCUGGGAGAUCAAGGACGCUUCAAUUGACCCUGUUUCUACGCUCAACAAUAGUAAAUCUAGUGAAUAUUCAGCUCCCUUGACCUCAUUUGAUUGGAACGAGGCUGAGCCGCGGAGAAUUGGGACUUCCAGUAUCGACACAACGUGUACGAUAUGGGAUAUCGAAAAGGGUGUUGUGGAAACACAAUUGAUUGCGCAUGAUAAGGAGGUCUAUGAUAUAGCUUGGGGUGAAGCUGGGGUUUUUGCUUCAGUUUCAGCUGAUGGUUCAGUAAGGAUUUUUGAUUUGAGAGAUAAGGAGCAUUCCACAAUUAUUUAUGAGAGUCCUACGCCAGAUACGCCAUUGUUGAGGUUGGCAUGGAAUAAACAAGAUUUGAGAUAUAUGGCAACCACUCUGAUGGAUAGUAAUAAGAUUGUGAUAUUGGAUAUAAGGUCUCCAACAAUGCCAGUGGCAGAGUUGGAGAGGCAUAAUGCGAGUGUGAAUGCCAUCGCUUGGGCGCCACAGAGUUGUAGGCAUAUUUGCUCUGCAGGGGAUGAUGGGCAGGCCUUGCUCUGGGAGUUACCUACUGUGGCUGGACCAAAUGGUAUUGAUCCCAUGUCGAUGUACUCUGCUGGUGCAGAAGUUAACCAGCUGCAAUGGUCUGCAGCACAGCCAGACUGGAUUGCCAUUGCAUUUGGGAACAAGAUGCAAAUGCUGAAAGUGUAAGGUGGUAGCAUCUUUCUGUUGUUUAACGGGUUUUAGUUAAAGUAAUUGUUAGAAAUUGGUCAAUGAGAGGGGAAGCUAUUGUCUUCACUGUUUAGUUGGAUAAGUAUAUAAGAACUUUGAUCAAUAUAUCUGUUUUUGCACGCAAUGAAAGAUGAUUUGGUGAUUGGAUAAUCGUCUAAUGUUUCUUGUUCUUGCCUUUAGUUUGUGUGGUAGUGAAGAUCUGUUCAGUUUGGACC